This is a messenger RNA of Homalodisca vitripennis (glassy-winged sharpshooter), 4699 nucleotides long. Its product is annotated as leucine-rich melanocyte differentiation-associated protein-like. The transcript has 4 exons. The coding region runs from base 377 to 946 and encodes 189 amino acids. Lineage: Eukaryota; Metazoa; Arthropoda; Insecta; Hemiptera; Cicadellidae. Gene Ontology annotation, molecular function: protein binding. The record is from RefSeq and is a predicted model, not a curated record.
UUUUGUUGCUGCGUGAGGAGCUCCUAGUGGAUAGCUGCUGGCUAAGUGGAUGGAUAAUGAAAGGAAAAGGCCUAUUUAUAGAGAACUGAUUAACUUAUUCAAGGUUCUAGGGUUAUGUUAUGUGUAAACAGAUGUAACUUAAUGGUGUUACAAUUUUGAUUUAUAAAAUAUAGUAUCAGUGAUUUGUUUUGAACAAUCGCUUCUAAAGUUGAAAUCAAAGUAAAUGUUACUGAGCAGUGAGAAUGAAGUGGUUGGAAUUGAAUAGUAUCUUUCAUUCUGCUGUAUAUUUUUGUCAUUAGUGAGUGACUAGGUUAACAGUGAAGACUACUUUUCAUGUGUUUAAAGUGUUUAUGUGAACUCAUCAGCGAAGCUAGUAAUGGCAUCACAUUAUACAUAUGACUGUGAACAGAGGCUUUACAAUGAAGAAGAAGAACGGCUUACGCUUGCAUUCGAAAAUUUGGAUCACAUACCACCCUCAAUAACUAAUCAUUUUUCCAGUACUAUUAAAAUUCUAGACCUGAGUCACAACAAUUUCAGUAAUUUGUCUUUCUUGCAACACUUCCCCAUGCUGACCUCUCUUAUAUUGGACCACAAUCUGGUAAAUUCGUCAACCACAUUCCCUACUAUGCAGCAGUUAAAGAUUCUCUGGCUCAACCACAACCGGAUAUCUCAGCUGUUUCCUUUCAUUCAACGAUUGAGGGCUGCAUUUCCCUCACUAAUAUUCCUCAGCCUCAUGGCAAAUGAAGCUGUUCCAGUCAAUGUUGAUGGCUCCACCUUUUAUCAACACUUGCAGUACAGGUUGUUUGUGGUGUCAUGGUUCCUGGCUCUUGAACACUUGGAUGAUCAGCCUGUUACAGAGGAUGAGAGAAUGGAAGCUCACCGUCUCUACAAGCGACCUCUGUUAGAGCGACUGAUAAACAAGGAGCCUGUGAGAAAAAAUUGCUAAAAGUUUGAGUGGCGUUUUAGGCUUGGUGCAGAGACAUAACCAAUCAAGUGGUUUAAAAUCUUCUUUUGUUUGAAGAUUUUGAGGCCCAAAAACUUUAAUUCAACAGUAUUGUUUAUCGUUUAUUGACAUUCUUUUUUUUUACAUUAACAUAGAGAUAAAAACAAGUGUCAUGAAAAUAUAUUGUUAAAAUUCAAUAGUUAAACUAAGUCAGUCCAUUGAUAAAAUUCAUAAAGUUGGUCAUUGAAUUGAAAGUAAUCUAGGUUCAACCUGGAGUUCUUCUAAGCAUAGGUAGACGAUAGAUACGACGAUGCUCUGCCACUAUUGACUGUUGAUAUGGAUGGUGCUUGAUGUAAUAAAGCCGGCAAAAGCCGGUCACCAGAAUCUGUUUGGUUGUAGUUUAAUGAGGAUCUCUGUCAGUAAGUUUUAGUUCAAUGUUGUCCAAUGGAAAUUUAGAGUCCAAGGGAUGGCAAUUUUACAGUUCCAGCUAGUGCAAUUCAGAAAACAAUGUGAAACCUUUCCCAACACAUUAGCAGUUUGCCUUUAUAGAUAUCAUUUUUUUAACUUGAUUUAAUUCUGUUCAGGGUUAGUGGUUUGUGACAUUUUAAUAUUUUAUACCACUGAAUUUGGAAAGUACUGAGCCCUAAAAUAAUAAAUUAAGAGGUAUGUGAACCUUUUAGGAAAGAAAGAAAACAAUACUGUAAACCAAAAACCACUGCACCGUGCUGGGACAUUUAGGGAGCUGGCGGGGCAGGCAGCUUUGAAGAAAGUAAGGUUCACUGUAAUUCUUCUGCACCUAUUCAGUGUUCACUCUAUCGUAGUCCCAAGCGAAGAGAGCGAGAUAACCCCAUUCUAGAAUAAAAUAGACAACCGUAUAAGUACAGACAGUUAGAAACUACAGAAAGAUCCAGAAAUGAGGUUAGACACCUAGCAUUAGCAGACAACAAGACCAGUCGUAGCCAAGAUUAGAAAAAAAGGCUCGGCACAGCUACUGGCCUGACCACUGACCAAAAAAAUAAAAGCGGCAGAUGCCACAUCCUCCCCCUCUACUCCGGGGAGUAAAAAGAAAAGAAAUAAAUCUCUCAAAAUGUUAAGAUAAGUGAAAGGAAGGAGAUAUUUAAAACUACAUUGAUAUCAAUGGUUCAAAACACUGUCGUCAGCAAACAGCUAGAACUUACAUCAGUAUGGAUCUCCUGCACAAAGAGUGCAAUAAGCGAAGACUAGCAUCUAUUUUGACUGACCACUCCAGUCAAGAAUAAAAUUACUAUUUAAAGAGGCGGGAGGAGAAACCUAGUGGUAGUAAGAUUACUUAAACAGUCUUGUAGUCUCAGUGGUAGCUACCAUUAUUUAAAAGAUCGAAAGUGUUGACAUCAGGUUGGGUAUUCCUUCUUACAAGUAUCCAAUACACUUGGUGGUAAAUUCUAAAAAAGGUUUUCCAGUAAGGUUGGGAAGGAAAACCUUUUUUCACACAGCCAUUGGCAUUUCCUAAGUCUCCACCAUCUAGGUAUUUCCACUCCGGAACCCAAGGGCCACUUAGGUACCCAAAUGGAACCCCGAAUUGGUGGUUGGAAUGCCUUUAACCACCAGGAGAGUAUUACUCCAGAAUUAAAAUUCUCUAAUGUUUUUGGAUAGGAAGAGUUGUAAGGAUGAAGAAACCACCUCAAAGCAAAAUUAAGUCUGAACAAUUGACAACCAUCAUAUCAACAGACCUGAGCUUGUGUUGGUAAUAGAACAUAAGUAAAAACCGAGUACUGGCAGAAAUAAAAAAUGGCCUGUAGUCUCCUCCCCCUACGGAACGACAGAGAAAAAAAUGGUGGCUAGUGGGAUAAAGUUUAAGAUAAAGAUAAAGUUAAGAUAAAGGGCAAGAUAAAGUUUAAAGUUUAACUUUUCUGAUCCAUACUAGUUUAAACUUGUAAAAGUUCAAAAGUUUGUUUGAGCUCUAAUUAAGUGUUCCCAAAAGAAUUAAUAAUGCACAAUAAAAUCUUUAUAAAAUUAUCAGAGAAAGGAAAUUAUUUGGUUGUGGAACAAUUACAAAAAUACGCAAGAAAAGUUUAACUUUCAAAAAACAUUUUUGGCCAGACACAGUGUGAAGUGUGAAGCCAGUAUAAAAAAAAUUAGAGGACCAAAAACUAAAAGACUAAGGGCCCAAAAUCCAAAAGAACUAAGAGAAUAAUAACAAAUAAACAAGAUAAACUUUCAAGAGUAAGCAGUAAUAAAUAGCUAACAAUGAAAUACACAAUAAAAACAAAAUAUAUGAGCUGAAGCACCUAACAGCUUAAGAGACAAAAUAUAUAGUCUCUAAGACACAACAGGUUCCAGACACAUGUUUUCGAACUGUCUGCACUUGAAACAACUGGUCAGUGACAAGUUGUGAGGAGAAACCAAAAUAAGUGAACAAACCCUUGUGUAAAAGGUUCACUGUAGUGGUAGCGGUAGCAUUUUUAGCUGGCAAUGUGUAUUUAGAAUGUGUAUAUAAAAGCAUCAGUGUUAAAAACCAUUUGUGGCCUUUUUUUGUUCGAGGAAGGGGUCCUACAUAAUCCACAAACAUCCGGUGGAAAGGUCUCGUAGCCAGUUGAGAAGCUAAAUGUCCCAAAAUUAUUAAAACAAACCAAACUUAACAGAAUUAGGCCUAGGCAACCAUUGGUUGCAAGAAAUACUUGGCUCAGACCAGCAAACUGGCUAAAAUGCUACCUCAUAAUGUAGAGUGUAAAAAGUUUUUACAAAAAUAUUUUUUGAAUUAAAAAGAAGUAUCAAACUAUGAUUUAGCUCUCAUUGUUGACAAAACUUCUACUCGCUCCUUAGCUGUCCAUGUUAGAGAUCUGGUACGAAUAUGUGACACUACCAUUUCAUAUAAGAAAAUUGUUGCUUUUACCUGUCGUAAAUCACAAUAUUUUUAUACCAAGAACUUUUGAACAAAUAUAAAACACAAUUUGUAAAAUGUUCUACAAGUUGAACCAGACUGCUCUAUGAACUGAAUGUAAUCUUAGAGAAUAACAGUCUGAAUCAAGUGAAAAAUAUUCUGGGACCUGGUCUCUGCCUUUUGAAGAGUUUUCUGCAUAUGUUAUAUCUGUAUCUAUGUGAAUGACACAAAUUAUUUUGAACAAUUGGAUAUAAUCAGAGUAAAGUUAAGGAAAUUGUCGCUUUUACCUUUCUUAAAUCACAAUUUUUUUUAUAGCAAGAACUUUUGAAUAAAUCUAAAACACAAUUUGUUACAUUUUCUACAAGUUUAAUCAGACUGCAUCAUAAACCUAAUGUAAUAUUGGAGAAUAACAGUCUGAAUUAAGUGAAAUAUAUAUUUUCUUAGCUUUGGUACUAGAAAAAAAUUAUCUCAUAAUAUGCACAAACUGGGAAUAAAUUUUAUUAAGUUGUUGACUAAUGUGUAUUAAAUAUUUUUGAAGACAUAUUACAAGCCUGGCUGUUUGGCAGUACUAUUUAUUUAAAAAUGUAAAGAUAUCUCAAUUAAUAAUUUUAAUGUUAGUGCUAUAUCACAGUAAGCUAAUCACUCAUGUGAAGUUUAAACAAUAUAUCUCAGACCUAAGUGCAGUAAUUGCCAAAAAUCCAGGCUUGCAAUAAUAUGUCUCGCACUAUAUUGUUAUUGUUAAUGUGUAUGUAUAAAAAUAUAUAGAUAUAUUUAACUAUUUUUACUGAAGAUUAUGAAAAUUAUAUUUUAUUAUUAUUAUUAUUAGUUAUUUCUUUGAAAUUAUGUGUGUACUCAUUGUAUAAAACUGAAUAAAGGUGUUAUUGACUUUGACUUAA